AUGGGGGAUGCGCUGAAGGGCUUUUGGAUUGUGCAAAAGGAUGAGACCUCUUGCCAUGCUCCUGAACUAUCUCUGCUCACAGAAAUGGAUACAUUACAGGACACGCCAUAUGACGAUGACAAGGGCACGAAGUAUUCUAGCCCAGGUGUACAGGCUGGUGCAUAUGUCACUGUUGAACACGUUUACGAAAUACAGUUCCUGAAAAACUUCAUGGUCCAUCUUCUGGAAAGCGGCGCGAUUGACUGCGACGACCUGAAGACAGCCCUCUUCAAAGAGGUCGAAGGCAGCAAUAUUGGGACAGAGCUAUGGGGCAAACUGCCAAGCGACAAAAACCUGAAUUUCGAAGUUUUGGAUAGCAAGGUUAAUGAUGCUAAAGGCGACAUGUUUGACAUGAACAAAAACGGAGGGAUCAAGAACCCGAAACAGCUUGACAUGAAAGUACAGCAAUUAAACAUGUUGGGCAUGGCUUUCGACUUCCUGCAAGACUCUGAUGUGCAAGAGAAGUUUAGAGACUCUAACUCAGGCAUCUACGAGUACUUGCGGUAUAUGGACCGAUGUGAUCAACAACUACCUUCACCGCAAGGAGGAUGGGCGUCGGCGUACUCAAGCUGGUUCCCCGAGUAUCUUACAUCGAAGGCCUCGGUUGCGUCCAACUCAAUGAGCGCCAGAUAUGCCCAGGCGACUAAAAUGGUGGAGAAAUACAACGACAAAGACAAAGCUGCGAAAUUGUCGCAGGGUCUGAAGAUGUUCUCUAUGCGCUACCCAUCGCAAUCGUGGAGUAUGGACAUUGAUGCGAUGGUGUCCUGGCCUGCCUAUAACGUUGAGAAGCGCGGUUCAGCUUGUUCUCUUGACCCGAACCCUCAAGGCAGCAGCAGUAGCAGAGCUACUGCCACACCUUCUUCUCGCAACACACUCUCACCUCAACCCUCGCCCGGCAGCACACCUCUCUCGUCGCGACCUACCUCAACCCAGGUAGUCGUGUCGCAGGUAACUGUUAAUCCAACAUCUUACACAUCUACAGUUGUUGUCACUCCUUCCCCAACACCCUGGGUUGAAGAUAUUCCAUCCGUGUUCAUCAAUUCCAUUCCGCCGAAAGUGAGCUCGGAACUCGCAGAUGGCGACCCUGUGUAUGGGAGCGAGAGUGGUAUUGAUGGUAUGCUUACUUUAGCGGAUGGCACUCUUGAAUUUUCCUCAUCUACUGAGGUGCCGAUGAUCAAUCCUGCGUUUGACGGUGGCGCUUGA
This is a messenger RNA of Penicillium riverlandense, 1242 nucleotides long. RefSeq lists its product as uncharacterized. The transcript has 4 exons. Lineage: Eukaryota; Fungi; Ascomycota; Eurotiomycetes; Eurotiales; Aspergillaceae. The coding region runs from base 1 to 1242 and encodes 413 amino acids. The record is from RefSeq and is a predicted model, not a curated record.